AUGGAACACCUGUUAACGUGUCGAACAUUCGUACGAACCAACUUAUUAUAUUUGCGAACCCUGGCGCGUGGAAAAUUGGCUCGACCCCGUCUUCGAUAUAUUACCUCAUCCUUGAAUGAAUUUGUUGCUAAUUGCUUCGAGUCUGCACCAACGCACCUCUCUAAUCUCUGCUCGCUCCAAAAGCACUCUACUUUGUGGUAG
Messenger RNA from Plasmopara halstedii, 201 nucleotides. RefSeq lists its product as uncharacterized. The coding region runs from base 1 to 201 and encodes 66 amino acids. The record is from RefSeq and is a predicted model, not a curated record. NCBI's taxonomy places the organism in Eukaryota, Oomycota, Peronosporomycetes, Peronosporales, Peronosporaceae. The transcript has 2 exons.